AUUCUGCCAGCCGCGGCUGCCGCUGGAGCCGGUGUCCGGGCUGGUGAUGGGGUUAAUUCCCUUUCGUAAGACUCUAACUUGCACCCACCCAGCCCCGCAGUCGCCCUGCCGUGCCGCGCUCCAAACGCCUCCUCCUCCUCCUCCUCCUCAGUAACGCGGAUAUGUAUGCCACUGUCUUCAAGAAGCUCAUGACUUCUGGGGAUCCACGUGAGUCAAAAUUGUCAUAUUGCCACUGAAAGGUAUGGUAUAUUUUAUCCACCACAGUACAUUUCAGUCCAGGAAUCUACAGUGGUGACAAGGACAUGGGACUCCUCCUGCCAGAUUCCAGACGGUUCAGUACAAUUGACAUCCUGGCUGACAACUGUGAAAAAGAACCUUGGAUUAUUUUAUUUUAUUUUUGUGGGAUACCACAAUCCAAAAUCCAUAGGACACAUCAGGCUUCAAGUUCCCUAUAGAAUUCUAAAAUAACCUUUGCUGAUGAGGAUGUCUGAUACUGUUAAUACAAAAAAUGAAACUGAAGCAAUGAAGGAUUUGGAGGUGGAAGUAGAAGAUACAACCAGAGUUGAAAAUCUUACCAAAUCAGAGAACUAUGGGAAGAUUUUGGCAGAGAAGAAUGAACAUUGUAUUGACAACAAUAUUGAUUUUCAGCGGCCAUUGCAGUCAUUUGGACAGACAGGAAAAAGGUCUAAGUCAAGCUCAAAGUUAAAGCUAGUUCGGAGCCUUGCAGUGUGUGAAGAAUCUCCACCACCCCCUACAGCAGAGCUAUCACAGGAGAACCAGGAGAAAAUUCAGACCCAGUUAACACAAUCACUUGAAAAAGAGGAGAAGCCCUCAAAAGAUGAAGCAGAAAAAGAAAAAGCCAGUGAUAAGUUGCCCAGAAAAAUGUUAUCAAGAGAUUCUAGUCAAGAAUACACUGAUUCAACUGGCAUAGAUCUACAUGAAUUUUUAGUAACUACAUUAAAAAACAAUCCCAGGGACAGAAUGAUGCUGUUGAAAUUGGAACAAGAAAUUUUAGAUUUCAUUGGUAAUAAUGAGUCUCCACGUAAGAAAUUUCCCCCAAUGACAUCUUACCAUAGGAUGCUGUUACACAGAGUAGCCGCUUAUUUUGGGUUAGACCACAAUGUUGAUCAGAGCGGGAAGUCUGUCAUAGUAAACAAAACUAGCAAUACAAGAAUACCUGAUCAGAAAUUUAAUGAACAUAUUAAGGAUGAUAAAGGUGAAGACUUUCAGAAACGGUAUAUCCUCAAGAGAGAUAACUCUAGCUUUGACAAAGAUGAUAACCAGAUAAGAAUACGUUUGAAAGAUGACAGAAGAAGCAAAUCUAUAGAAGAAAGAGAAGAGGAGUACCAGAGAGCUAGAGACCGUAUAUUUUCCCAAGAUUCCCUGUGUUCCCAAGAGAAUUAUAUUAUUGACAAAAGAAUCCAAGAUGAGGAUGCUAGUAGUACUCAGCAGAGGCGCCAGCUAUUUAGAGUUAAUAAAGAUGCUUCAGGGAGAUCAACAAAUAGCCAUCAGAGCAGCACUGAGAAUGAGUUGAAGUGCUCUGAACCGCGACCCUGGAGCAGCACAGAUUCAGACAGCUCUCUCCGCAACUUCAAGCCUGCUGUGACCAAAGCCAGCAGCUUCAGUGGAAUUUCAGUCCUGACAAGAGGUGAUAGUUCUGGAAGCAGCAAAAGCAUAGGCAGGCUUUCAAAAACAGGUUCUGAGUCUUCUGGUAGUGUAGGGUCAUCUACGGGCUCUCUUUCUCACAUCCAGCAGCCUCUUCCAGGUACAGCUCUCAGCCAGUCUUCUCAUGGCGCACCUGUCGUCUAUCCAACUGUCAGCACUCAUAGUUCUCUUUCCUUUGAUGGUGGCCUAAAUGGGCAAGUUGCAUCUUCUAGCACUAGCUUCUUUUUGCUUCCCUUGGAAGCGGCAGGCAUACCACCUGGCAGUAUUCUGAUCAACCCACAAACAGGUCAGCCCUUCAUAAACCCAGAUGGGAGUCCAGUUGUGUAUAAUCCUCCUAUGAGUCAACAACCAGUUAGAACCCAAGUGCCUGGACCUCCACAGCCACCUCUGCCACCCCCACCACCUCAACAGCAAGCAGCUAAUCACAUUUUCUCACAGCAAGAAAUGGACAAGAGGAAUAAAACGAAACUAAGACUGUUCAUUAUCCCACCUGUCCUCUGCAGUCCUGUUCCACAACCUAUUCAAUACUCUACAACCCCUUAUCCAUCCCCGCUCCUGCCAGUCUCACCCACCCAGCAGCACUUCGUGGACAACCUUGGGUCUCAGUUCAGCCACAUGAGUCUUGCCCGCCAGCCAUCUGCAGAUGGUUCAGACCCUCAUGCUACCAUGUUCCAGUCCACCGUUGUUCUUCAGUCCCCACAGCAGUCUGGUUAUAUCAUGACUGCAGCUCCGCCACCACCACUACCGCCACCGCCUCCGCCACCUCCUCCUCCUCCACCUCCUCCUCCACCUCCCUUACCACCUGGGCAGCCAGUCGCUACUGCUGGCUAUUCUGCUUCUGGUCAUCCUGUCAGUCAGCCUGUGCUCCAGCAGCAGGGGUAUAUCCAGCAGCCCUCACCACAGGUGCCAGCCUGUUACUGUGCUCCAGGCCACUAUCACUCCAGUCAACCUCAGUAUCGCCCAGUCCCUUCUGUCCAUUACAAUUCACAUCUAAACCAACCACUGCUACAGCCUGCACAGCACACAGGUUAUCAAGUUAUGCCCAACCAGCAGCAAAACUACCAAGGAAUAGUUGGACUUUCACAACCCCAGAGUCAGACCCUCAUUGGUGGCCAACCCAAUGGCAUUGGAAAUCAGAUUCAAGGAGUGGUCAUCCCCUAUCCUUCAGUGCCAACAUAUCAGGUUUCACUGCCUCAAGGUUCCCAAGGAAUUGCCCAUCAGACUUAUCAACAGCCCGUUAUUUUCCCUAAUCAGUCUAAUCAAGGAUCUAUGCCCACAGCAGGAAUUCCAGUUUAUUACAGUGUCAUUCCACCUGGCCAACAAAAUAAUUUAAGUUCCUCAGUAGGUUACUUACAACAUACAGGAUCAGAACAAGUACAGUUUCCUCGAACUACUUCACCGUGCAAUUCCCAGCAGCUUCAAAGCCACCAGUGUUCAGCUGUGCCACCCCCACCACCUGGCGGAGGUAUGGUGAUGAUGCAGCUUAACAUACCAAACAAUCCACAGUCUCGUGCCCACUCACCCCCACAGUGGAAACCAAACAAAUAUUACUGUGAUCACCCGAGAGGACAGAAGUGUGUGGAAUUUAGCAAUGUAGAGAAUAUAGUUCAGCACAGCCCUCAACUCGGUAGUCCCAUUAUUUCACCAGCUCAGUCGCCAGCACCAGCUCAGCUAUCCACCCUGAAAACGGUUCGUCCGUGUGGACCACCACUUUCCAUCAUACCCCAGUUUUCUAGACCUUUUAUCCCUGGGCAAGGAGAUGCUAGAUAUCCAUUACUUGGCCAACCACUGCAGUACAAUCCUCCUGCUGUUCUGCACGGACACAUUCCAGCCCAACAGGGUCAGUCUGGCAACAGGCAUGGAAACCGAGGAAGGAAACAAGCUAAAAAAGCUGCGUCCACUGACUUUGGUGCAGGAGAAGCAGUUAUUGGGAAAGUCUUGGAAAUUACUGAACUACCCGAUGGAAUAACUCGCAUGGAAGCUGAGAAGCUUUUUGGGGAACUCUUUAAAAUUGGCGCCAAGAUACGGUGGCUGCGGGACCCCCAGUCCCAGCCACGUCGUCACCCCCUCUGCUGUGGCAGCGGGGACAACACUGUCAAUUCUGAACACUCUAAACCCAGUGACUUGGCCUCCACAUACACUGUCUUAGCCACAUUCCCUUCCAUUUCAGCUGCGCAGAAUGCAUUGAAGAAACAAAUUAACUCAGUUAACAAAUUUAAACUGAGAACAAGCAAGAAGCACUAUGACUUUCAUGUUUUGGAAAGGGCAAGUUCUCAGUAACAGAGCCACCUUGGACCCUUGGCCUUUAUGAUUCCCCUGUCUUCUCUCAUCUUUAAUUGGCUUGGUACUUGGAGCUUCUGUUAAUAUGAUAGAGAUUCCUAGGAUAUGUGGUCAUGGCGUAACAGCUUUUAAAGACAGGCCAAUGUUCCAGCAAAGGGGGGAGUAUACACACUCACCCCAAAUGACUGUAGGAAUCCACAUCAGAAUGAUACAGAGUUAGCAGCUUUCUCUGAGGAAAUGCUGUUUAAAUGCCUCCUAACUUUUAUAGUUAUUUUGUUUUAUAUUUCUGAAUUCUUGUAUCAGAUCCAAAGCUCUAUUGUACAGCAAAUUCUUCUUCAAAAUUAUUACAAUCAGUUGCAACCUGUAUUUCAUUUUUUGCAGCCAGCACAGUGUGAUCCAACAUAAAAUUUGGGGGGAAAAGAAUACAGGAGUAGAAUAACCAAGUCAGAACCAUGUGCUGUCCUUUCAAGGGGCUGAAGGGUGACCAAGGAGAGCCCACAAAUAGAUUACUCUUCCCCUGUGUCUCUGAACACAGAAAAUUUCCAAAAAAUACAGAAUUCCUUCAUUGGGUCCUUUCCUCAUUUGUUUAGGCAGUAUGACCAUUUAGUGUAAAUUAAAUUAUGUUAUCUUUAAGGCCUCUUAAUCAAACCACUUAGACUCAAAGGGGAAUAGGAAUCAUUCUAGGCAGGAAAAUACUUCCACAUUUUUUUAAUGUCCUUCUGAUAACUAAAUGCCACUGUUUGCAUUUCCCUCCUUGUGGCUGUUUGGUCACCUAAGUACAUGCAUUUGAUGAGUGCUGGAAACUUAGGCAGUUUAAAAUUUGUUAUUGUUUGCAGCAGAUCACUGGACAUCAAAGAUUCAUUGCGCUUAUGAACAAGGAACCUUUUUUUCAAUUUCUGUGUAAUUUGAAAGGCUGUACAAUGUGUGCUGAUACAAGCCUUUUUCAGUUCAAGAGAAUAAAUGUUUACAAAUAUAUAUCCACUUUGUCUUUUGUAAAUUA
Messenger RNA from Artibeus jamaicensis (Jamaican fruit-eating bat), 4945 nucleotides. It is a transcript of the gene R3HDM1, whose product is annotated as R3H domain containing 1. The transcript is spliced from 29 exons. The coding region runs from base 478 to 3945 and encodes 1155 amino acids. Lineage: Eukaryota; Metazoa; Chordata; Mammalia; Chiroptera; Phyllostomidae. The record is from RefSeq and is a predicted model, not a curated record. Gene Ontology annotation, molecular function: nucleic acid binding.